Molecule: messenger RNA, 2734 nt
Organism: Myotis davidii
Lineage: Eukaryota; Metazoa; Chordata; Mammalia; Chiroptera; Vespertilionidae
Gene: RAPH1
Product: Ras association (RalGDS/AF-6) and pleckstrin homology domains 1
Exons: 15
Coding region: 19-1968 (649 amino acids)
Biological process (GO): signal transduction
Cellular component (GO): plasma membrane; cytosol
Source: RefSeq, a predicted model, not a curated record
CACAAAUGUCUGUUUCAGAUGGAGCAGCUAUCAGAUGAAGAAAUUGACCAUGGUGCUGAAGAAGACAGUGACAAAGAAGAUCAAGAUUUGGACAAAAUGUUUGGAGCCUGGCUGGGGGAGCUAGACAAACUCACUCAGAGUUUGGAUUCUGACAAGCCCAUGGAACCAGUAAAAAGAUCUCCUCUUCGCCAAGAAACAAACAUGGCCAAUUUUUCUUACCGCUUCUCCAUAUACAACUUGAAUGAAGCUCUGAGUCAGGGAGAAACUGUGGAUCUGGACGCCCUGAUGGCCGAUCUUUGCUCAAUAGAGCGGGAGCUCAGCAGUAUCGGUGCAGGAAAUAGUAAGCGUCAAAUCGCAGAAACAAAAGCCUCUCAGAAAUUACCUCCUAGCCGACAUACAACAAAACAUGGCACCUUGAAAGGAUUGUCUUCUUCAUCUAAUAGGAUUACUAAACCAUCACAUGCCAACUACUCCCUGGAGGAUAUUACUGCACAGCUAGACCAGGCCUCUUUGAGCAUGGAUGAGGCUGCUCAGCAAUCCGUACUAGAGGAUGCUCAGCCCUUAGUAACUAAUCAGCACAGAAGAACGGCAUCAGCGGGCACGGUCAGUGAUGCUGAAGUGCGCUCUGUGAGUAACUCCUCUCGCUCCAGCAUCACUUCUGCAGCUUCCAGCAUGGAGUCUUUGGAUAUUGAUAAAGUAACGCGCCCUCAAGAACUGGAAUUGACACAUCAGGGGCAGCCAAUUACUGAGCAUGCUAUUUCUCUGAGAUGUCCCAGCAAGCCGGCCAAGCGUCAUAUUGACUUCACAGAAGAACAGGCUGAGCUGACACCUCACUCCUAUUUGGACAGGGAAACCUCCCUUCUUCUGAGAAACAUUGCAGGAAAACCUUCUCAUUUGCUGACCAAGGAAGAACAAGCAGCAAAAUUGAAAGCUGAGAAGAUCAGAGUUGCCCUAGAGAAAAUUAAAGAGGCACAAGUGAAAAAGCUGGUUAUUAGAGUCCACAUGUCUGAUGAUAGUUCUAAAACAAUGAUGGUGGAUGAGAGACAGACGGUGAGACAAGUGCUGGAUAACCUGAUGGACAAAUCCCACUGUGGUUACAGUUUAGACUGGUCACUGGUAGAAACCAUCUCUGAGUUACAGAUGGAAAGAAUUUUUGAAGACCAUGAAAACUUGGUUGAAAAUCUUCUUAACUGGACAAGAGAUAGUCAAAACAGGCUUAUGUUUAUGGAGCGUAUAGAAAAAUAUGCACUUUUCAAAAAUCCACAGAACUAUCUUCUGGGGAAAAAGGAAACAGCUGAGAUGGCAGAUAGAAACAAAGAAGUGCUGUUGGAGGAAUGUUUUUGUGGAAGUUCUGUAACUAUACCAGAAAUUGAAGGAGUCCUUUGGUUGAAAGAUGAUGGCAAGAAGUCCUGGAAAAAGCGUUACUUUCUCUUGCGAGCAUCUGGUAUUUACUAUGUCCCUAAAGGAAAAGCGAAGGUUUCUCGGGAUCUGGUAUGCUUUCUCCAGCUGGAUCAUGUCAAUGUUUAUUAUGGGCAGGACUAUCGGAACAAAUACAAAGCCCCGACGGACUGUUGUCUGGUGCUGAAGCACCCACAGAUCCAGAAGAAAUCUCAGUACAUCAAAUACCUUUGCUGUGAUGAUGUGAGGACCCUGCACCAGUGGGUCAAUGGUAUCCGCAUUGCAAAGUAUGGGAAGCAGCUCUACAUGAACUACCAAGAAGCCUUAAAGAGAACAGAGUCUGCUUGUGAUUGGACUUCCUUAUCCAGCUCCAGCAUUAAAUCAGGAUCCAGUUCGUCCAGCAUCCCAGAGUCUCAGUCAAAUCACUCAACUCAGUCUGACAGUGGGGUGUCCGACUCCCAGCCAGCGGGACACGUCCGUUCCCAAAGCAUCGUGAGCUCCAUCUUCUCCGAGGCCUGGAAACGAGGCACGCAGCUGGAAGAGUCCAGCAAGGAUAUUCAAAGAGCCUAAAAGAUGUACCCAAAGUUAUUAAACAAGGGUCCUUCCUCUGCUCUUCUCAAACAUCCUUGAACCACAUCCAUGCAUGAGGAGUUCCAUGAAAUCAGUGACUCAAGGUGAUAAUUUGGGCCAUGCUAAGAGGUGCUCGAUGGGCUGGCCAGCAGGUUGUUGGCAAAUUCUAGCUCCCCUUUCUUGAUACAUUUCCUUUAUCCUUCCAAACUUUCUUGUCUUCUGCCUUUUUCUGUCAGAUAUUGUUAUGAUCUUUUGCUGUGAUGUUUAUGAAGCAUUUCUUUGUGUAUUUUCCAGUCAAAUGUAAAGAAUGCCCCCUCUUUACCUGCAUUGCUGGACUUCUGUGUAUGUUGGAUGUCGGUCACAUGAGCAUGUGUGUGUGUGUGUGUGUGUGUGUCAGGCUCCUUCACUCCUGUGACAGUGCACGCCCGCUGAGCAUUCGUACACUCUCAGUGUCAGCUUACUAGCAUCCAAAAGCCACCCUCAUUCUCAGAAGGCCCUCCAUCAGCACUCCUAAACCCAGCGAGGGCACCUGCCUGAUGUGGAUGAGUCAUGGACUGAAACAACUCCGCCAUCACAUCUCCCCUUGCCAGAGUUUGGGUAGGGCAGUGCUCAGAGGGCGGGCUCCUGCUUGGAACAGCCUGCCACCAUCAGGCAGCACUGCAGCAGGAAGCUGUUCUAGACUGCUGGGCAGUCGAGCUAUUUCAAAAUGUUGGAUAAACAGACUUCCCCUGCGCCUUCGCUGCCCAGGGAGCCAGAUUUUAGCCUU